UACAUAUAUGUUCGUUGGGUUGGUGACCGUGAACUUCUCCAUGUUGUAAUAAACACUUCAAAAGGAAGUAGAUAUCCGUUAUUGUGUGUUGCAUAGCUCUUUACAGUUGUUAUUUUUCAUUGAAAAUUUAAAAUUGAUUGCGUACCCAUAUUGAGCAACAAGUUUUAAUACUGAACGCAUUAAUAUCUGCGAUAUUCACUAGGUCCAAUUUCCACAUCCGUAACGUUACGUCUUUUUCACAGAACUUGUAAGGCGCGAUAUAGGUACUAAAGAAUUGUAAAUAUUGACAAAAUGUCCGAAGAUAAGAAGGAUGUAAAGGGUUCAGAGACGGAACACAUCAACUUGAAGGUUCUUGGUCAAGACAAUGCAAUUGUCCAGUUCAAGAUAAAGAAACAUACUCCGUUGAGAAAAUUAAUGAACGCAUACUGUGAUAGGGUCGGCAUUGCCAUGGCGACCAUGAGGUUUCGGUUUGAUGGGCAACCAAUUAAUGAGACAGAUACCCCAAUAAGUUUGGAGAUGGAAGAGGGUGACACCAUUGAGGUAUACCAACAGCAGACUGGAGGAAGAGGACCGUACGUCACCUGCUGAAACUCAAGUCAGUUUUAUAGUGCUCUCGUGUUGAGCCGCAGGACUCGUACAAUAUCGAUUCUUCAGGUUUCAUUCGUUACUGGGAUUAAAAGUUCAUACAUUAAUCCAAAUGAAUGCCAUUUUGAUGAGGACUAAAUGAACAAGUGUUUAGGCUGUGGGAACUGAUUAGUUAUUAUUUUGUUUUGUUGUAUGUCAGUUUUCAUGCCAUGUAGUUUGGAGUACCAUGUAAUAUGAGAGCGUGUCGAGUUCAGCUGUAAUGUUGAAUUUAUUAAUGCAAGAUUUAUGCGUACUUGAAAAAUACCUUCUGUUUUUGUGGCUGUCAAACAUUUUCUUUUUCUGGAAAUACACAAUUUUGGAAUUCUUUUUUGACAGCCGCGUCUACCGUUAAAGAUGUUCAGAUUUCACGCAUGAUUUGUGGCGUCUAACUACUAUUUAUGUGAACUUUGUUAAGGAUAAUUGAAUAUUAGGUUUAUUUUAUCGCAACAAAUGUAAUAUAGUGAAGAAAUUAUUAUCCGAAUUUUCAACUCUUAAUUUUCGAAUAUAUAAGAGUUUCACCGCUUCAUAGAUUUUACUUCAUUAAUGAAAGCCUACGUCACAGAAGUACAUAGAAAUUGAAGUUCAAAUUGUGAGUUGUAUGAGACAAUUUGAAGGUAAGUAAUUUCAGUGAAUUACAAUGCACAUUGAGCCAUAUUAUAUCAUUACAAAAAUUGUAUGGUUUAUUUGUGAGAUGCAGUGCUUAGUUGGUGUUGGUAUGUAACACGGUUUUACAAAUUAUAUAAAAUGCAAGAAUGGGCAGAUAGUCAUGUAAACAACUUAAGGAAGAUGAGGAAGAAAGAAUUCUUGAAGGUAAUUACAUUUAUACAGCCUAUGUUUUUGAUUUUAUCCUCGUUACGCACCACCCCACAACACAUGCCGGACCUCUGAAAGAAUAUAAUUUACCUAGACUGUAGAGAGGAACAGUGAACAGGAGGUCAUUGGAUCUAUUCAGAAUUGGUGAUCCAAAGAACAAAGUAGUCAGCACACUAGAUAUUUUAUUUGUAACAGGUACGCAGCUAUUUACGUCUCCGUAAUGUUCCGUUACCUCACAACAUUACAAUCGUAUAUCACAUAUAUAUAUAUAUAUAUAUAUAUGUAGUACACGUGAGUCCCCCGUCCAAAAAAAAAAAGACAAUGAAAAGGACACUCAAGCCUGCCAGAAUCAAUAAAUUACAAAAUAUUCCAGGGACCCAUCUUGAUCCUCUGCUUUUUUCUUACAACCAGAAAACCCACCCCUGAAGCAAUUUUGAGCGAAAAAUGGAGCAGACAUUUUAUGUCUGACCACCCAGUAGAGAAUACCUUCUCCUGGGUCCUCAUACGAAGCAGGAAAGCUGGAGAAGACCAGAGCGCACUCUCACAGGAAAAUAAAGGUGGUCAGGAACAGGGUGACAUAAAGAAAAGUAGGAAAGUACAGGGUGACAGGAGGAAAUGGCACGUACUGUAAUAUAUAACCCAUUGUCAUGAUCCGUGCCAUUUUUGGUAAACUUAAAUGUAAAGUCUGUAAGCAGUAAAACCUGUAUGUAUAGAACUUCCUUAUACAAUAUGCGUGAAAUGAAUGCAUGUGGGGCUGGUCAUGUCUGUCUGUCCACAUGAUACAACUCGAGAACGGAUGGACAGAUUUGGAUGAUGUCUGGUGUGGAUGUUAAAGUGUACUUUACAAUUGGUAAAACAAACUUCAUUCUGUUGUUUUUUAUAUCACAGUUCAUAUUCCUUUCUCAUUAUCUUUGAUUAAUUUUGUCACCAACUUGACAUUCUCAUUUACUUUUUUUGCUUUCUUAUUUUCAGUAGAGUUUUAUUGUGUUUUUGAGCCAUUUCACUAAGGAUCCACAAGUGUUAAACUAUCACUUUCAUCUGAAUAAGAUUCAUUACACAGUAACAAUUCACUGUACAUUGGUAUUUGAAAAUGACCAGUCACUUUUAGCAUCCUGUUUCCGAUACCAUGACCAUCAGAACAAAACUCCCACACCACCACUAAUACUGACUGUAAAGCACAAAAAAAGAAAAUACUGGACCAUGUCAUUUGGAACACCCACCCUAAAAGCAGAUAGUAUGAUGUGAAUGAGGAUAAAAGCUUAGUUCACAUGUGUCCCCGUUUAUGUAAGAAAGCCAUGCAUGGAUGAUCGCAAGUUUACUGUAGUGUAGUUUAUGAAAGGCAAAAUAUGAGCAGUGCUUAAUUCUUCUGUCAUUCCAUAAGUAGAAGCAUCAGCAUGUCAUCAACGGCCAGAAAAGUUUUAAAUCAAAGUAUAAAAUGUGUCACAUAUUUGAAGUUUAAAAUGGACGUAACUGUGCACGUGCCCGUAACUGUUAAAUACUAUUAUUCAUGUUGUUUGCAGUCUACAGUUUAUGUUGUUCUUGGAUAUGUGAAGGAUCUGUUAUGUAACUACCACAUUAGUCCAUUUUUUCACAUGUACAAGACGAGUAUUUCUUUGGUGAAGUUUAAUGUAUAAUUAAAAAUGACAGAUUUGUAAAUUUGCCAUUGAUAUUUGUAGUACUCCUUAAUUAUGUUUAUUUGGUCAUAAGAGAGGAACAACUUAUUCUGAUGAGUAUAAAAGGAAAACAAGGAAAUUGAACAAACUUAGAUACAAGCAGUUUGUGUCAGACGUGUGAAAAUGCAGUACUCAUAUUUUAAUUUUUUGUGCUUUUGCAUCUUUGCAUUACAGCUGGAUUAUGAGCAUACUCUGUAAUUUAGUGCAUUUAAAUCUGUUCAGUAAUGGUUUAAACAGUUAUGCUGUUAUCAAUAUAUAGCAUUUAAUUUAAUCCAAAUUAUUUUUAAUUCAUAUUUUUUCUGUGGUACUCCAACAUGCUAGACUCUCCAUUUGAAUAUUAUACCUUGUGUUAAAACAGUGUUCUGCACAGAGCAGGUAAGUCAUAACAAACCAUGUGUAUAUAUUUUUUAUGGUACAGUAACUGGUAAGCUUGCUUUGUGGCAGUGUCAGAAUCCUAGAAACUAGUAAUUAAAUAUAAAAGAGACCUAACAGGAUACACCUGUAUGUUGCUUAACUUUGAAUUAAGUUGUAGAUAAUCUUGGGAAGCUUGUAGAAUGACUUUUGUGAAGUGGAUACCAAAUGUACUUGGUGGUUCUCAAGGUGUAGUCAAAAAUGUAAGAAGAAGAAGAAGAACCAAAAGAGGAACUGGCGUGAAGUGGAGCUGGAAGCGUCAUUCAGUCAGUUGUGUCUUAAUGUGCAAUAUAUCAUUGUUACAUUCAAGCACAUUUCAUUUAUUUGAUUAUGGCACUAAGUAGAGUAGCUUAAGUGAUCACGUAGAAAAGUUUUGAGAACUCAAGAGUAAAUGAUAAUUGUUACUAGCUUUCUUCAUGUUUAUGUUCGUUGAGUGACGGUUCCUCUCUCCCUUCUCCACCUUUGUUUUGCCGAAGAUACUUUCCUCUGAUGAAGAAUGAUGAUGCUGAAAUACUUGUUGGUUUAUUAGUCAACAAAUGAUCAAUCUUUAAUGCUUUUCAUUUAUUUAGAAGCUAGGAGUGAAGUUAAAUAGACACUUAAUUUCCUGCGGAUGGCACACAGUCAUAACGCAUUAUGCUCGUGCACUGUACACAGUGAAUUGAAAGAAAGUGUAUGUUUCAAGUUUUACUGUAGUAGACUUUAACCUGGAGAAAAGAAGUAGUUAUCGAGUAAAAUGGGCACUGGUAUUGCAUGUGAUGAAUUUCUGCAUAGCAGUUAUUGUAAUUGAAAGUAAUUUAAUUUCCAUAGGUACUUUCUAAUAUUCAUGUGUUUUUUUAAAAUUAUAAGUUAUUGAGGAUUCUUGGACUUCUGUGCGAAUACCUUCAGUCAGAACGUAAUGAAGCUACCUGUUUCUCUCAAUGUGUUUAGCUUUUAAAGAAAUGGGUUGUUUUCAUUCGUCUUUGUUUGAUCAACAGAUCAUUGACCAGUAAUCAGAACAUUUUAUAAACGGUUGAUCCGAGGUAAACAUUAAUAAACACUUUUCAAUAAAUGUAUUUAUUUAUUAUUUUAAAAAAUGUGGGUCCUUCCUUUCAGAGAAUACAGACUACAGGUGUUCAAGCACAGAAUUUAGGAUGUUACAUAAUGAGUAACUUUGUGGUGUGUACAGGUAAACUAGGAAAUUAAGGAGGGCUGGGCUUUGCAUGUGAUGUGAAAAGAUUUUGGAAGAUUGAGAAGUGGGAGGGUAACAUUAAAAUAAAUUGGAUGCAUUAUGAGGAUAAGAGGAUCAUGUCCAAUAGUGGGUGUUUCAAGUUCUGCUGCUAUAUUUUUAUAGACAUGCUAUCAUAACCUUAUGGUGUUAUAAAACUCAUGGAACUCAUUCCUGACACAUGUUCUAGUUGUGAGAAAAUAAAUUACAUUGACAUCAGAAAACAA
This is a messenger RNA of Zootermopsis nevadensis, 4952 nucleotides long. RefSeq names its product Small ubiquitin like modifier (gene Sumo). The record is from RefSeq and is a predicted model, not a curated record. Lineage: Eukaryota; Metazoa; Arthropoda; Insecta; Blattodea; Termopsidae. Gene Ontology annotation, molecular function: protein binding.